Molecule: messenger RNA, 2966 nt
Organism: Phycomyces blakesleeanus NRRL 1555(-)
Lineage: Eukaryota; Fungi; Mucoromycota; Mucoromycetes; Mucorales; Phycomycetaceae
Exons: 24
Coding region: 1-2790 (929 amino acids)
Biological process (GO): mismatch repair; mitotic recombination
Cellular component (GO): MutSalpha complex; nucleus
Molecular function (GO): mismatched DNA binding; ATP binding; ATP-dependent DNA damage sensor activity
Source: RefSeq, a predicted model, not a curated record
AUGCAGACCGAAGAAGAUCUACCAGAAAUCUCAAAACCAGAGGUUCAGACCUUUGUUAGAUUCUUUAAUUCUCUCUCUCAGCCCACCGAAAGAACCAUUAGAUUCUUUGAACGAAAUGCAAACGACACGCAAUAUUAUACUUGUCAUGGGCAAGACGCUGUCCACAUUGCACACGAAGUUUUCAAAUCAACAAGUGUGAUCAAGAUCUGGACUGCUAGCGCAAGCGAAGAAUUGCAAACAACAACAGUAUCAAAAAAUGCUGCCGAGAAUUUUAUUAGAGAAGCACUUUUGCACCAACAACUUCACAUUGAGAUUUGGGCACAACGUAAAAAUACAAGCACUUGGGAACUGUCUCGAAAAGCCUCCCCAGGAAAUUUACAGGAUGUGGAGGACCUCUUAUUUGUUGACACAGGAAUGGUCAUAUCUCCUGUCAUACUAGCUGUCAAAAUUUCAAUCACAAAAGAUCACAAAGUUGUAGGCGUGGCAUUUGCAGACGUUUCAGUAAAAGAGAUUGGCGUUUCCGAAUUUUUAGACACAGACCUCUAUUCGAACUUUGAAUCGUUUAUUAUCCAAUUGGGCGUGAGUGAGUGCAUUAUACCUGUACAAGAUGGAGAAAAAGACGGGGAAAUCCAAAGAAUCAAGAACAUCCUCCAACGUUGCAAUAUUUCUACAACAGAGAAAAGAAAAGCCGACUUUAAUUCGAAAGAUAUUGUACAAAGUUUGGAUCGUCUAAUAAAUACAGAUCUGUCCGUAGCUACUUUGCCCGAAAUUGAUAUGAAGAAUGCUAUGGAUUCGUGUGCCUGUUUAAUAAACUAUCUCUCGCUCUUAAACGACAAGGAAAAUUUUAAGCGCUUUAGCCUCAAACAUCAUGAUCUAUCACAGUACAUGCGGCUUGGUGGAUCUGCGCUCAAUGCACUAAAUCUGAUGCCCGGUGUUCAUGAAGGUGUAAAACAAACAACUCACCUUUAUGGGCUACUCAACAAAUGCAAUACAGCCCAAGGAAGUCGUUUGUUAGCCCAAUGGCUGAAACAACCUCUUCUGAGCCUUGAAGAUAUUGGCUAUCGACACGAUAUUGUACAGGUCUUUUAUGAAAACACCGAGUUGCGACACAUCCUCAGAGAUGAAAUCUUGAAACUUAUUCCAGAUAUGAAUCGACUAGCCAAACGUUUCCAAAAACGUAGUGCAAACCUCGAAGAUGUUUACAGAGCAUAUCAAGUUGUUACUUGUUUACCUCUUUUCUUGACGUGUCUAACGAAUUAUUUGCCGAUGGAUCAAGAUAAGGCUGAUUUGAUCCAGAAAACUUACAUUGACGUUAUCAGUAGACACUAUGAGGAAAUGUUCACCAUUAAACAGCUUGUGGAGACUACGCUUGAUUUAGACGCAAUUCAAAACCACGAAUUCGUUCUUAAAGCGCAAAUAAACCCAGAAUUAACAGCUAUUAAUGAUAAAAUUGUUGCGAACAAGGACAUGAUUGACAGUAUUCACAAUUCGGUGGCAAGAGAGCUUCAAGCAGAUACCGACAAAGUGCUCAAGUUAGAAAAACACAGCUUGUAUGGAUACUGUUUGCGGAUACUCAAAUCCAAUGCCGGAAAAAUACGCAACAAAAAAUCAUACAUUGAAUACUCUACUCAAAAAUCGUGCACCUAUUUUACUACCCCUGAGCUCAAACGAUUGAACAAUGAUAUAAGUGACCUGAAUAAUGAGUAUCAAAGGUGUCAAAGCCUCUUGGUCGCAGAUGUAAUAGAUACCGUAGCUGGUUUCUGUGACACAUUUAAACUUUUGGGAAGUGUGAUUGCCCAUAUGGAUGUUCUUGUGAGUUUUGCCUAUGUAGCUAUCAUGGCUCCUAUUGCAUAUGUGAGACCAACCAUGUCACCAAUGGGGCAAGGAAAUGUUAUAUUAAGAGGUGCAAGACAUCCGUGCUUGGAGAAUCAGAGCGACGUUUCAUUUAUUCCUAAUGAUGUAAAGAUGAUUCGAGACGAAUCUGAAUUUUUAAUUAUUACGGGACCUAACAUGGGUGGAAAGUCAACAUAUAUUCGCCAGAUUGGUGUUAUUGCAUUGAUGGCCCAAAUCGGAUGCUUUGUUCCUUGUACAGAGGCAACUAUGUGUAUUUUUGACUCAAUAUUGUCCAGAGUUGGUGCCGGAGAUUGCCAAUUAAAAGGUGUAUCCACAUUUAUGGCAGAGAUGCUGGAGACAUCAACCAUCCUAAAGUCUGCGACUAGAAAUUCUUUGAUCAUUAUUGAUGAGCUUGGAAGAGGUACUGGUACAGCCGAUGGCUUUGGUCUUGCUUGGGCACUUUCAGAGUACAUAGCUACGGAGGUUAGGGCAUUCUGUUUGUUUGCUACUCAUUUCCAUGAGCUUACAACUCUAGCUGAAGAGGUACCCUGGAUAAAGAAUCUCAAUGUAGCCGUUGAUGUAACGGAAGUGAUGGGUAAAGCGAGCGAAAUCACGCUGCUUUAUACAGUCAGAGAAGGUGUCUGUGACGAGAGCUUUGGUAUUCACGUCGCGGAAUUAGCCAAUUUCCCAUCCGACACAGUGAAGCUCUCAAAAGAAAAGUUAAAGGAGUUAGAAGAAUCAGAAGCAAACUCAGAUAAAAAUCUCUAUGGCAGUUAUUCAGUCCAGGAUGUAGAGGACGGGAAAAGGCUUGAGGAUGAAUAUCGAACAGAGCUUUACAAAAUAGUAAACCGUAAUGGCGCAACUGAUAGUGAGAUCAUUGAAGAAGUUUCUGCUCUUAACAAAAAGUUCAAACCCGUUUUUGAACAAAAUGCAUACUUGCGAGACUUCCACAAAUGACUAACGCCAUAAAAUCAAGUUCAAAAUUUCCAUUUGCAUAAUAAAUUCUAACAGCUUAAAAGCAUCCCCAGACAUUACAUUUAUUAGUUUCAUAGAAUACAUGAAAUUUAACUAUACUUUCGAUGGAAUAUAGCCCAAAAAAAAGAAGGCCAAAUUAUGGCUUCAUUUAUUUUUUC